Molecule: messenger RNA, 390 nt
Organism: Vicia villosa (hairy vetch)
Lineage: Eukaryota; Viridiplantae; Streptophyta; Magnoliopsida; Fabales; Fabaceae
Exons: 1
Coding region: 1-390 (129 amino acids)
Source: RefSeq, a predicted model, not a curated record
AUGGAUCCUAAUGAUAAACAUUGGGGAGAAGGUAGUGUUCCUGUUGAUACUGGAAGAUAUCAGAGAUUGGUUGAAAAACUGAUUUAUAUGUCACACACCCAACCUGAUAUUGCUUUCUCAGUUAGUAUAGUAAGUCAAUUUAUGACUUCUCCUUACGAGGAACAUCUUGAGUCAGUCUAUAAGAUACUGAGAUAUUUGAAGGGAAAGCCUGGUAAAGGCUUACAUUUUAAGAAAACUAGUGAAAGAAAUGUGUCUAUCUUCACUGAUGCUGAUUGGGCAGGGUCAGUCACAGAUAGAAGAUCAACCUCUGGAUGUUGUACCUAUGUUUGGGGUAAUCUUGUAACAUGGAGGAGCAAGAAACAAGGAGUUGUAGCAAGAAGUAGUGCAUAA